Messenger RNA from Plectropomus leopardus (leopard coralgrouper), 505 nucleotides. NCBI's taxonomy places the organism in Eukaryota, Metazoa, Chordata, Actinopteri, Perciformes, Serranidae. The record is from RefSeq and is a predicted model, not a curated record.
AUGUCCCUGUCCAAAGAAAGAUCGGUAUCCGCAGAAUUGACGGUAGCCGCCGCCGAGCAGAGCCGCAGACAGCCGAAAUGCACCCGGUGCCGACACCACGGGAUCAUCAUCCCCAAGAAGGGCCACAUGAAGCACUGUCCCUUUCUCCAGUGUGACUGUUGGGCGUGUUAUAUCAUCACCCAGCGGACUCGGAUCACCGCCGUCCAGCGAAAUCAGAAGAAAAAUCACCCCAAAAGUAAAGAGCAGCGACCCGGCGGACACACCGGAGUCACCGUGGUGAAAGAAGAGGUUGAGGGGACUAGUAGCGCCGCGGCCCCGGGCGGAGGCGCUCGUCCGUCGGCCACGUCUGGACGCGUGUGUCUCCCAGCGGAUGGGGCCUCAGAGCGAGCCGCCACCAACGCCAGGAGCCCCCUGGAUCUCCGGAGCGGAGCUGCCGCGGGAAGAGAGGCUACGGCCGGUUUGGACUACGGAAAAGUGCCCUCAGCUUCCAGCGAGGAACAGACAU